AUGUCGAUCCAGACAGUCUCCCUCGAGCCCUUUGCUGACCAGAAGCCAGGAACUUCUGGUCUUCGUAAGAAGGUCAAGGUCUUCCAGCAGCCCAACUACUCCGAAUCCUUCGUCACCAGCAUUCUCCUUUCCAUCCCCGAGGGUGUUGAAGGCUCUUUCCUCGUCAUCGGUGGUGAUGGCCGUUACUACAACCCCGAGGUCGUCCAGAAGAUCGCAAAGAUCAGUGCCGCUUACGGCGUGAAGAAGCUGCUCAUUGGCCAGAACGGCAUUCUGAGUACCCCUGCUGCUAGCAACCUGAUCCGCAUCAGAAAGGCUACCGGUGGUAUCCUCCUGACUGCUAGUCACAACCCAGGUGGCCCUAACGCCGACUUUGGAAUCAAGUACAACCUUGCCAACGGUGCCCCCGCCCCUGAAACCGUGACCAACAAGAUCUACGAGACCUCCAAGUCCUUGACCUCCUACAAGCUCGCCGAGAUCCCAGAUGUCGACAUCUCCACCAUUGGCACCAAGACCUAUGGUUCCUUGGAGGUCGAGAUUGUCCACUCCACCGCUGACUACGUGGAUAUGAUGAAGGAGAUCUUCGACUUUAACCUGAUCAAGGAAUUCUUGAGCACCCACAAGGACUUCAAGGUGCUCUUCGAUGGUAUGCACGGAGUGACAGGUCCCUAUGGAAAGGACAUCUUCAUCAAGGAGCUCGGGCUUCCAAGCAGCAGUGUGAUGAACUGCGAGCCCAGCCCUACCUUUAACGACGGUCACCCAGACCCCAACUUGGUCUACGCCCACGAGCUUGUUGAGGCCGUGGACAAGAACGGCAUCCAGUUUGGUGCUGCCAGUGAUGGUGAUGGUGACCGCAACAUGAUCUACGGUGCCAACACCUUUGUGUCCCCCGGUGACAGCUUGGCCAUCAUUUCACACCAUGCCAAGCUUAUCCCCUGGUUCAAGAACCAGGGUGUCUAUGGUCUUGCACGAUCCAUGCCCACCUCCGGUGCUGUGGAUCUGGUUGCUAAGGCCCAGGGUCUGCAGAGCUACGAAGUGCCCACUGGUUGGAAGUUCUUCUGCAACCUUUUUGACAACAAGAAGAUUUCCAUCUGCGGUGAGGAGAGCUUUGGCACAGGAAGCAACCACAUCCGGGAGAAGGACGGUCUGUGGGCCAUUGUGGCUUGGUUGAACGUCAUUGCGGGCGUGGCUAAGGAAAAGCCCAGCGAGACCCCCAGCAUUGCCUCCAUUCAGAACGAGUUCUGGCAGACUUACGGCCGCACCUUCUUCACCAGAUAUGACUACGAGAAUGUCGACAGCGACGGCGCCAACAAGGUUGUCGGCACCCUGUCUAAGUUUGUUGCAAACAAGGACUCGUUUGUGGGCUCGACCGUCUCUGGCCGCAAGGUUGUCGAUGCUGGCAACUUUUCCUACACUGACCUUGACGGCAGUGUCUCCAAGAACCAGGGUCUUUACGCCAAGUUCGACGAUGGCAGCCGCAUUGUGCUCCGUCUGUCGGGUACUGGCAGCAGCGGAGCUACUAUCCGUCUGUACAUUGAGAAGUACGAGAGCGACAAGAGCAAGAACGGCGUGCCCACCCAGGAGUACCUCAAGGACAAUGUGGCCCUGGCUAUGUCGUUGCUCAAGUUCAAGGAAUACAUUGGCCGCGAGGAGCCCGAUGUCAGGACUUAA
Molecule: messenger RNA, 1668 nt
Organism: Aspergillus wentii DTO 134E9
Lineage: Eukaryota; Fungi; Ascomycota; Eurotiomycetes; Eurotiales; Aspergillaceae
Gene: pgmA
Product: phosphoglucomutase PGM2
Exons: 3
Coding region: 1-1668 (555 amino acids)
Biological process (GO): carbohydrate metabolic process
Cellular component (GO): cytosol
Molecular function (GO): phosphoglucomutase activity; magnesium ion binding
Source: RefSeq, a predicted model, not a curated record